This is a messenger RNA of Sphaeramia orbicularis (orbiculate cardinalfish), 2270 nucleotides long. RefSeq lists its product as uncharacterized. Lineage: Eukaryota; Metazoa; Chordata; Actinopteri; Kurtiformes; Apogonidae. The transcript is spliced from 4 exons. The record is from RefSeq and is a predicted model, not a curated record. The coding region runs from base 154 to 1863 and encodes 569 amino acids.
CCUGAGCGCCACAUACAAGCACAACUCAUUUGUUUACUUAUGCCAAAGACGUGAGGGUAGAUUAUAUGCUUCAUCCUAUCUGAUGAUACGUUUAGGAAUUUAAGCGAACAACUAACACAUCUUGGUUUGACCUCUUUUCACAACAAGAAGAGAAUGGGUCGACUGGAUGAUGCUGCCAAGCGCAAAGUAGUAGAGCUACGAAAGGCUGGACUGAGUUUCCGUAAGAUCAAAGCUGUACUGGAGCUGGAGAACAUAAAGGUGUCAGCCCAAGCCAUUUAUCUGUUCCUGAGGGAGUUUCAGGGGAGGCCACCAGGAUGGGUGCAAACUAUGGAGGCUGGAAGUAGCACAUCAUCACCACAGGUGCAGGUUCGAGCUGGGGGAAUGCAAGACAACUGGAGUAACCUGCAUCUCCAAAAUUUAUUACGGGAGGCCUCUCAGCAUUCUGGUUUUGCAGCAACAACAGAAUUCGGUAAACAGAAGUCUCCAAAUUCAGAGAGCAGUGUAAAGCCAUGUGGAUCUGGGGAAACACGUGCAAGCAACAGGCCAGGGCAGCAACAGGAGGGAAAUAAAGAAGAAAAUGACAUCCAGAUUGUUAGUGUUACCUCUCUUGCACAGAGCAACCAACAAAGCACUUCCCAGUCCAAUGUAAUAAGAGCAGAGACGAGCACUGCAUCAUCCACAGGAACGGCAAAUGCAGCAUUAAGAAGAAGCAGGGUUACUCCUUCUCCAGCCACCAGCUCAAUGCUGGCAGCUCGUAAAAGACUUCUGGAUAAAGCACUGUCACACAGAAUGAAGUCAUUCCAGCAGGUGGCAUCAUUUUUGAGGAAAGAUCAAUCAAGAGUCCAAGGUGCUGACUUGAGAAGUGCACUUCCACAACCUGAAACAUAUGAUCUGACAACUGAAAGGACUGUUUUGGGGAAUCAGCCAGGAGGAACAGGUGGCAGUACCCCCCGACGUUUUUUCAUGCCGAGACCAAGUUUUUCCAUUCGCUCCCUUCACCCACCUCCUCGAGUUGGCAUCCGUCUUCCAAACAGACAACCAGCACCUUUAACGUCCUCUGCUCCUGGGGGUGCAGUGAUUCGCCUGCCAAGCCCUAGUGGCCAGGGGACUCCUCGUAGCGAGGGUAAUCCUAGCCCCCAACAGGCAAUCCAGGACUCUGGAGGGAGGGGUGGUCUGCAAGAUCAGAUCCAGAGCCUGAGUUCUGAGGUACGCAGCUUGGGCAUGGCAGUGAAGAUGCUGGUGGAGCAGCAGUGCCGCCUGGAGAGGGAGCAGGCUCAGCAGACAAGCAUUCAGAAACAAAUCCUCAGCACUCUUCAGAGUUUUUCUUCCAAACUGGGUCAGUGUAGCAGUGUUCAACAACAGCACAACAAAACUCCAUCACCUUCUUCUUUACCAGCUGCUUCCAUAUCUACCUCCUUCAGCCAAGACUCUUUCAACUUCAAUCAAGGCAGCUACACCCAGUGCAGCCAAGCACAGUCAAGCUAUAACUCUUUAGAAGGUUUAGAAAGUGUCGAGGCCUUUAAGUUACCAGGGCUGAGUCCCACAAACAUGAACGGUUUUUCAACAUGUAGCAGUGCUGAGAGCCUUCCACUUACCCACACUCCUCUACAGACACAACCAUAUACAACUACAUACCCUCAGCAAAGCAGUCAAACACGCAUGCAAUCAUUCACACAGACCUAUGUGUCUGAGUACAACCAAUCACAUUCACAGAUGUUCAGAGGGUCAGAGACUAAAACAGAUUUCCCAAGCAGCUGUUCAGCACAGAGUUUUCACAGCUGUAGUACCUCCACCCAGCCAGUGAUGAGCUCUGAUGGCUCUCCACAGGAUCAACAGAUCAAUAUUAAAGUGGAAGGACCAUAGAGCACUUUCAGUUCCAUACAACCCUGGGCAUGUUUUGGGAUAACUAAGGGUGGGCUUUUAUAAAGACUGACUUUCGUACAGUUAUUUCAGAUGCACAUGUUUUGAAAUUAGCAUAAUCUGUAGCAUUUUUAUUAAUUUAUGUCCAAAGUAAAUUAAGUGAUCAUGAAAUAGAAUAGCAAUAGCAUAAAAAUAUUACACUGCUGUAGUAAAACUGUGACUGAUUUGUUCCAAUGGGCAGUGAUUUAAAAAAAAAAAAAAAAAAAAAAAGAAGAUGUACAGGUACUUUAACAUAUUUUAUAAAGCAUCUUGUUUAUUUUUUACUUUUUGUUUUGUAUCUCUUAGCCUAGCAUUACAAACUGUUAAUUUCAUACAACCAGUAAAUCAAUAAAAGAUGGUUGUGAUUCACA